This is a messenger RNA of Cyclocybe aegerita, 3264 nucleotides long. Lineage: Eukaryota; Fungi; Basidiomycota; Agaricomycetes; Agaricales; Hemipholiotaceae. The record is from the annotation of a GenBank genome assembly.
AUGUUGUCUCCUCCCUUAACCGCUCUUAUUUGCCUCCUUGUCGUUCGCUGGGUCCCGGGGGUGAUGUCUCGUCCACAUGACAGUACUGCAGCACUUGCUGCUCUUGUCAACACCCGGUUCUUGACGUACCAUCAGAAGGAGCUAUGGAUGUCGAAUCUUGUCAACAAGCAAGCUAGCGAGGUCAGCGACGCGUUGGCUCCAGUGUACUACUUUGACCAGCCCAUCGACUACUCGGAUCCGGCAAGCGGCACCUUCAGGCAGCGAUACUGGACCUCGCUGGAGUAUUAUAAACCGGGAGGCCCAAUCUUUCUGACCACCCCAGGAGAGUCCAACGCAGCGAAUCAAUUUUCUGAAGACCUGACCAACGUUAGCAUCCACGGGACUCUCGCCCAGUCAAAUGGUGGGGCGAUUGUGCUGCUGGAGCACCGCUACUACGGCGAAUCUCUCCCUGCCGGCACCAAGAAUUACAAGAACGCUACGACCCUCAAAUACAACACCAUCGACCAAGCAAUUGAAGAUAUCGUUUAUUUUGCCGAAAACGUCAAACUGCCUAUGCCUGGUGGCGAUUCGGAGAGAAUCAGACCGCAUCGGCGACCUUGGGUAUUUACAGGAGGAAGCUAUGCGGGCGCUUUGGUAACGUGGAUUAUGAAUCGUCAUCCAGGAGUAUUUUGGGCGGGCUACUCAUCCUCUGGAGUCGUCCAACCGAUUGCUGAUUUCUGGGAAUACUUCGAGCCUGUCCGUCUUCAUAUGGCUCACAAUUGUUCAACGGAUGUGCAACGCUUUAUGGCCUACUUCGACGAGCUCUAUGACACUCAUAAUACCACAGGCAUCGAGGACCUCAACAACCGUUUAGGUUUCUCACCAGACGGCGACUCCCUGCCAACAGUAAUGUUACCGAUCCUCUUCUGGCAAAGCACACAACCAUCUACAGUCGGCAGCUCAUUGUUUUACAAGUUCUGUGAUAGAAUUGAAGUCCUCGACGAUGGUACUAUCGCAGGCCCAGAUGGAUGGGGUAUCGACCACACAAUUGCAGGUUUACGAACGUGGCUUUUCGAGGACUUUUCUGGCUCCCCGGAUGGGCCCCUGGAGGACCCCAAUGUUGAAGCAAGACAGUCGAUACCUGAUGAUUGGUACGAAGAACUCGCCGAUAUCAUUUCCUGGAACUGGAUGGUAUGUAAUGAAGUGGGCUGGAUCCAGACGGGUGCACCAGCAGGACAUCCUACACUCGUUCCUAGGCAAUAUAACUUGGCUCGUGCAGAGGCCAACUGUAGAGAUAUUCACCCCGAUAUAUUUGGAGAUAGCACGAUAGAGGCUCGAGUCGCGCCAACCGCGCUUAAAUAUCCGGGUUGGGAUAUGAAACCUGUGGACCGGCUGUUUGUCGUCAAUGGCGAACGCGACCCGUGGCUUGGUUCCACACUCUCUGCACCGUCCCAGAGAGAGAAGAUAAAAAGCACGCCUCUACGCCCCAUACGACUGGGAACGGGGUUCCAUUGUACGGAUAUGCAGAUGAGCGAGGCUGCGUACGAUAAAUCGAUCGACCGCAUUCAGAAAGAGGCGAUUGCGACGAUGAAAUCAACGAUUUUUAUCUUAUCUUGGUUCAUCACAAGCACGGAAGCUUUGCCGAGCUUUUGCAUGGCUAACCUUUCACCUUCCCCUUCACUUUCCUUCUCCCUUGCAACACCAAAGCGCUAUGGACCACGGCUAGGAAAUAUAAUCUUUCGGCGCCCAGGCCUUUCGUCGUCCUCAGAACCUUCCCAAGCCCAGCUCGAGAUCAAAACUCCGGGAAUUUUUGCUACAACGUCGCGUGGCGUCGUCCCGCACCUCAGCCGCGACCACCAGCGCAGGACGGGCGCGAUUCGCUGGGUGAACGUCCCAUUUGAGACCUUUUUAGAGCACAACCCUCCGGCGCCGACGUUACAGCCUGGAGCGAAUCCGUUGCAUACGUUCCUUGGGUUCCUGCCUGGGAUGCAGGUUGUGUCGUUGUCUGCGAGGGAUCCGUAUGAUGGGAGGGACAUGCCGCCGAAUGGAAAGGACCAUAUAUCAGUGUAUAGUUUGCGAGGAGUGAGGAAGCUGUCGCCAAACGACUGGCGCUCUCAUGUCCUCGCGUGCCAACCAGAUGUCGUCUUCUCACUCUCCGACACGCCUUUCACCGACCCUCCGUACUCCCAGAAACGACUAACGAAGAGUAUUGAGCGAUCGGCGACGUGGCUAGCCAACCUUCUUCAUCCAAUCGAUUCAGGAAUCCGACUCAACGUGCUCGUACAUAUGGCUGGAGGGACAAGCAUACCUGCCCGGAAGGCUUUUGCGGACAGCCUUCUCGAGAAGUUGUAUGGACCAGAGGCAGAUGCAGUCAAGCCAUUUGCCACGCUCAAUGAGGGUGUUCUGGGGUACACCUUCGAUCUCAAGCCGCUUCGCCAGUCGUUAGAGGCCCAGGACAAGAAGACGGCCCCAUCGGACAACGCUGACUUGGCCAGUCGCACAGAGCAGAUCGUCCCUUUGCUUAAGGCCUCACUCGCCUCAACGCCCGAGGGCAAGGUCCGCUUGGUCAAUUCGGCGGAAUCACCCCAUGAAAUCUUGAAAUAUAUCUCAAAGGUCGGCAUUGACUUGUUUGACGCACACUGGGCACAGCGAGCGGCGGAUGUUGGCGUUGCACUCGAUUUCGAGUUUCCUGUACGGCAGGACGUAAUAGAAAGCGAUCGGAAGAAGGACGUGGGCAACAACCUCUAUGACGAGCGAUAUGCAUUCGAUUUCGGUACCUUUGCGUCGAGUUUCCGCGGCGCCCUGCCUUCGUCGUCAUCCCUCAGCGAAGAUACCCGACCGAUCUGCCCCUGUGCCGCCUGCUCACCCAUCACACCAUCCACCAAGAUCUACCAUGGCGCCGACACCCCUUCUUUCUCUCUGGAACCUUCUACUGCCCGCUCCGAUGCGGAAACAGCAUACAGACCUCCGUACACACGGGCCUAUAUCCACCAUCUCCUGCACACGCACGAAAUGUCUGCACAUGCGCUGCUCGUGAUGCACAACCUCGAAGUGCUCGACGCGUUCUUCGCUGGGAUCCGGGUCGUCCUCUCCGACACUCCGGAGAAGUGGGACGAGGAAGUGCAGAGGUUUGAAUGGACGUAUGAUGCUAGUAUGAGAGUGUGUGUCGAGGCGAGAGAAAGGUGGCGAGAGAUUGAUCUAGCAAGAGGAAAGGGGAGGCUGGCGAGAGAGAGAACCAAGCAGGAGGAGAUGGAGGGUCCUGCGGAUGCACCGACGAUGACUUAG